Molecule: messenger RNA, 747 nt
Organism: Talaromyces atroroseus
Lineage: Eukaryota; Fungi; Ascomycota; Eurotiomycetes; Eurotiales; Trichocomaceae
Product: Triosephosphate isomerase
Exons: 6
Coding region: 1-747 (248 amino acids)
Biological process (GO): glyceraldehyde-3-phosphate biosynthetic process; gluconeogenesis; glycerol catabolic process
Cellular component (GO): cytosol
Molecular function (GO): triose-phosphate isomerase activity
Source: RefSeq, a predicted model, not a curated record
AUGCCUCGCCAAUUCUUCGUCGGAGGAAACUUCAAGAUGAACGGAGUCACCGACUCCAUCAAGUCCAUCGUGAAGAACAUCAACGAAGCAAAGCGCGAUCCUACCACCGAGGUCGUCAUUGCCCCGCCUACCAUCUACCUCGCUCUCACUCGCGAGCUUGCCGACCCUUCAAUCGCCGUCUCGGCCCAGAAUGUGUACGACAAGCCCAAUGGCGCCUUUACCGGUGAGCUGAGCGUUGAGCAGCUCAACGAUACCAAGAUCGCCUGGACUCUUGUUGGCCACAGCGAGCGCAGGGUCUUAUUGCGGGAAGACGACGAUUUCGUUGCUCGCAAGACCAAGGCUGCUAUUGACGGUGGAUUGAGCGUUAUCCUCUGCAUUGGCGAGAGCUUGGAGGAACGUGAGGCCAACAAAACCAUUGACGUCGUCACAAAGCAGCUCACUGCCGUCGCCGAGCGACUGAGCAAGGAAGAGUGGGCAAAGGUCGUCAUUGCCUAUGAGCCUAUCUGGGCUAUCGGUACCGGCAAGGUCGCCACAACCGCCCAAGCUCAAGAAGUUCAUGCUGCCAUUCGCAAAUGGCUUGCUACCAUCUCCCCCGAAGUCGCCGAGAACACCCGUAUUAUCUACGGAGGCAGUGUCAGCGACAAGAACUGCCGCGAAUUGGCCAAGGAGAACGAUGUUGACGGUUUCCUCGUUGGAGGUGCCAGCUUGAAGCCAGCCUUUGUUGAUAUCAUCAACUCUCGCCUGUAG